Messenger RNA from Fusarium sp. VM40, 1374 nucleotides. The record is from the annotation of a GenBank genome assembly. Lineage: Eukaryota; Fungi; Ascomycota; Sordariomycetes; Hypocreales; Nectriaceae.
AUGAGAUUCGACACAUCCUUAAGCCAAGUUAUUAAAUGGCUGCAAGAUAUUCCCAUUCGUUCUCAGCCUUCCGACGCAGACUUCGACACGCAAUCCACGACGAAACGACGACUAUCAUCAGCAGCGGAUUCUCCACCUGCGAAACGGCGCCAGCUUCCUUCUCCCCCAGCGUCACAGCGAUACAGACAGAACAUGGAGGGUAUAUCGACACCGAACAAGAAGCGAUUGGCAGAGGGAGAACCAUCAAGUCAAUACGAGAGGGAAGAUGAAAACACACCCAAAGCGGCGGCCACUAGCAGAGGGCAAGCAGGACGGGGCAAGGCCUCGAGUGCCUCGUCGCAGUCGGGCAGUUCGUGUUCACACGACAGUAAACGCUCCAGGGGAUCUGCGUCACCGAUGAAGAUGUGGCCGUUGGUAGGAUCAGCAGGCCAUCAACUUGUGCGGGGGAAUGCAUUUGGCUUGCGACCCCCGGCUGUCACAGCGCUUGCCAGUACCUUCUCUCAGAUCAACAGGACCCGCUCGAUUAUGCCCAAGAGCAUUCAAAAACCUCUUGAAAAGUUGGGAGAGGAUGUGGACGACACCAUGUUUUAUGACGAUGAUGCAGCGAUCGAUGGGCCUUGUGGAAAGGAUUUGAUCAGACUUGCACAGCGCAUCGCAAAGCACUCCAAUACUUGCUCGAGUCAACUGCAGGAUGAGGGCGCGUGGAACAACCUCGUGCAUACUCGAGUGCUAGAUAUGUUUAUCCACGACUUCCAAAACAGCCCAGGCCAAGACCAAUGCGACUUCAUGCCAUGCAUCACAACGAACAUGAACCUCGAACACCACCGCUUCAACGAAUCCGCAAGCCGCGUGGACUAUAUUAUCCGCCUCCUCCCCAAUGACGACGAUGACUCACCAGCAUGCUUCACCCCCAGCAGAAUGCCCUCACGCAACUGGACGUCCAACCAACUGCUCCCCAUAGCAUUCAGCAUCGAGACUAAGCGUUACGGCGGUGAUGUUACAAAAGGCGAGCAACAGUUGGGUAUCUGGACGGCGGCACAAUGGGAAUUUCUCAUCAAAAUGUCUAGCGCCGAGGCAGUGAAAGAGCUGGCGUAUAUUCCGGGUGUGAUUGUGUCUGGAGAGACCUGGUCGCUUGUUAUAACGACAAGGACAGGGGUACGGACCACUGUUUAUCCUGGUAUCCCGUUUGGUAAUACUGGGACUGUUAUUGGUGUAUUCCAGGUUAUUGCUGGUCUAUGUAGGUUACGGACAUGGGCCUUGGAGAAACUAUGGCCGUGGUAUCAGAAAUAUCUUCCUGGUUUGGCACCGCCUAAAAUUAGCCAGCCAUCGGUUAUGGAGAGUUGUGACCUAAGCACAGCUAUCUCACUGGAAUGA